CACAUACUGGCUUUAAUUGAACCAAUAUUCCAUCGGUUUACGUAUUUUCAUUUGCAUGUGUUCUUGAGUUUGUGCGCUUGACGAGAUACUUCUACUAGUAUGAGGAAAAUGUCACAUGUAUUUUACUGAAUCGUACACACCCAUAUAGGUGACCCCUGAGUUUUGAUAAUUAAGAUAUUUGGAGGAUCUUGGAAUUGAAAGUAGCCGAGUGAUGAAAUUUGUAGUUAUUCUAGGACUUUUCAUUUCUUUUACGCUCGCAGUCAGGGUGGAUAUACCAGAUCCAGACCUAUGUCUCAGCCAGUUUGGAUAUAUAGCUGGGAGUGAGCUCGGAGAAGAUUGCUGUACCUUCAUUUUCUGUGACGACCCCGAGUUGAAUAAAACAGGACUUGUGGGAAAAUGUUACGAUGGUACUGCCUGGAAUCAAGACUUGUUGACAUGUGAUCUCGCUAAAUAUGUUCCCGAUUGUGACGUGGGGUCAUGUGAUGUUCCAAAUAUUCAAGAGUUGGAGUGUGAAAGCCCUCAGCCCACCGAUACCACGUGCUGUGUAGGACAAAAUUUAGAGGAAGGUAUAUUCGGAGUGAAACCAAUGUAUAGCAAAGGAGAUGGUCCCGCACAAUAUAUUCAAGAUGGAAUGAGAGAAUUUCAGGAGUGCCCUUUGGACGAAGUGUUUGAUCUCGAAGCGUGUGCUUGUGUCCAAGUUUUUGAAGAGAUUCCUCCAUGUGACAACCACGAUCAUUUUCUCUUUGCGGAUGAAUUUGAUCCUUGCUGUUCAUUCGUACAGUGUUUCCAAAACAGGACUGGCUUCACAUCCGGAAGAUGUAUUGCUCCAUCAACUUGGAAUGACGAGGAGAAGACAUGCGACUCGAGUGGUGCAAUCAUGGAGUGCAUGGGCGUGUUCUGCGAGGACGCCAAUACAGACCCACCUUGCAACCCAUUUCCCUUUGUCGAAGGGGCUGAGUGCUGCAGAGCUGGAAAUUGGUAUGAAACUCUCGAAUACGAGGAGGACCCCGAACAUCCAAUUCAAUACGUCAUAGUGGAGGGACCAGCUAACACUACAAGAUCUGAGUGUUGUCCCAUGGAUAUGGAUGGCUUUCAGAUGUGGUUCAAUAGCGACCCAGAUGUCUGCUGUUGCGAGUCUCUCGUCGUCUAGGGGAUGGAUGUUUCGUUCAGUACAUUAUGCUUGCUAGAACAUAUCAAAUACAAUUAUUAUCAAUUGACUCUUGUAGAAAAAAUCUACUGGUUAUUUUAAUGGCUAAUUUUGUUGUGUGAGGUCUGAGCGAGAUUUCAUUUUUCAGAAGACUCGAAAGAAUGGGCUUAUUUUUGAAAAUAUCUGAUACUUGAUCACCCUAUUUAUACAAUUGUUAUCAAUAAAGUAUAAUGGUGGUUAUAAUGUUAAAGUGUGUACAACAAAAAACUAUUUAUAA
Owenia fusiformis is the source of this 1424-nucleotide messenger RNA. NCBI's taxonomy places the organism in Eukaryota, Metazoa, Annelida, Polychaeta, Sabellida, Oweniidae. The record is from the annotation of a GenBank genome assembly.